UGGUUCAUUCAUGGGUAAGGGUGAGUCCAGUGAGUGGGUGUGUCAUCAUCAUCACUGGCUUCUGUUUCUGAAAAUUAGUUCAUAAGAAUCGUUUAAUUAGGUCACCCAAUCGAAUAGAACCCUAACGCUAAAUUCACCCGACAUUGUUGAGGUUGAGGCAUGGAUUCUCAGGUUGCAGUAGCUCUUGCUCUUUCACUUGUUGGUGGUGUCAGCACUUCUCUCGGUGCGCUUUUUGUGAUUGUCAAUCAAACUCCCAAUUUGAAGAUGCUCGGGUUACUACAGGGUUUUGCUGCUGGUUUGAUGCUCAGCAUAUCGUUCUUUGAUUUGGCUCACAAUGCUUUGAACUCACUGGGCUUCUUGAAAGGCAACCUUUGGUUUUUUGCUGGGGUGAUAUUCUUUGGUGUUGUGGCCAGUUUUAUCCCAGAGCCAACUCUUGCUCCCACUUCUGAUGUCAAGGGCAGAAAGAAAAAUGGAGAUGAAGGAGGCAAGGAUACUAUGAAAAAGCAUCGCCGGCAGGUUUUAUUCAGUGGAAUUGUUACAGCCGUAGGCAUAAGUUUGCACAAUUUUCCAGAAGGAAUGGCAGUGUUCCUUGGAUCCAUGAAGGGCCUCCGUGUUGGCAUCAACUUGGCAUUGGCCAUUGCUUUGCACAAUAUCCCAGAGGGUGUUGCUGUUGCACUACCUGUUUAUUUUGCGACACAAAGUAAAUGGCAGGCAUUCAAAUUAGCAUCACUUUCUGGCUUUGCUGAACCCCUGGGAGUGAUAAUUGUAGCCUAUCUAUUCCCUAGCAGCUUAAGCCCUGAGAUUCUGGAAGGUUUACUCGGAUCAGUUGGUGGAGUUAUGGCUUUUUUGACGCUUCAUGAAAUGUUGCCUCUGGCUUUUGAUUAUGCCGGACAGAAGCAAUCUGUUAAGGCUGUCUUUUUGGGGAUGGCUUUCAUGUCUGCAAGCCUGUAUUUUCUAAGUAUCAGCUUACCUGAGGACUUGAGCUUGUAGCAAAAUUCCUUCAGAAGGGGUCUGAGAGUGCGAAAGGAACAGUAAUGCACAGUUAAUCUGUCUAGGAUAGCAAUCAAUCAGACAUCAGUGUAGAGGGAUGCAUUCCACCUAUGAUUGUGGAUUUUCCUAUAGACUAAUGUACAAAAAAACAAGAAUAAGAUUAUCCCCCUUUGAUUCUUUAACCGAACCACCUUGUAUACUGUGUAUCAUCAACGAAGAUUGGACUUUUAAAAUUGCACAAUUUGCUGA
Molecule: messenger RNA, 1239 nt
Organism: Vigna unguiculata (cowpea)
Lineage: Eukaryota; Viridiplantae; Streptophyta; Magnoliopsida; Fabales; Fabaceae
Product: ZIP metal ion transporter family
Biological process (GO): zinc ion transmembrane transport
Cellular component (GO): membrane
Molecular function (GO): zinc ion transmembrane transporter activity
Source: RefSeq, a predicted model, not a curated record